Molecule: messenger RNA, 1143 nt
Organism: Panicum virgatum (switchgrass)
Lineage: Eukaryota; Viridiplantae; Streptophyta; Magnoliopsida; Poales; Poaceae
Exons: 1
Coding region: 1-1143 (380 amino acids)
Molecular function (GO): protein binding
Source: RefSeq, a predicted model, not a curated record
AUGGGCUGGUCCGAUCUGCCCGCCGAUCUCGUCGGGGCAAUCGCCGGCAGGCUCGCUACCGAGCUCGCCGACCUCGCGCGCUUCCGCUCGGUGUGCCGGCCAUGGCGGUCGGGCUCCGCGGCGCACGCCGCGCGCCUCCGCGUCCCUCGGCUUCUGAUACCGAUGAUGUCCUACGACACCAGCACGGAACGCCUCGUCUGGUCCCUCGCCGACGACCGCCUCCGGGAUGCCCCCCUGCCCGAGGCGCCCGGGGGCCACUCCUUCGUCUUCGCCUCCCACCACGGCUGGAUCCUGACCGUCGUCGCCGGUGACGGCGGCUUCAAGGCCUCUCUGGUGUACCACUUCACCGGCGUCUCGGAACAGCUGCCCCGUCUGCCCUCCUCGUUCGGCGGCGACGGCGGAGGGAGGCUGACCUUCGACAGCCUGUCGUGGGAUUGGUCCCCGCAGGGCGUCGUGGUCUCCCCGGGCAAAGGCGCGUUCUUCUGCCGCCCCGGCGACGGGUCGUGGAGGAGCGUCGGCUGCUCUUCAGCCGCCGUCACCAGCGUCACCGCCUGCGACGGCGCGCUGUACCUAUUCGACAGGAAAACCCGCAGCGCGACCGUGGUGGACGCCGGAACCUUGGCCGUGGCGGCCGUGAUCGAGGCCCCCGCGCUGGAGAUACCCAGGUGGCAACGGGAUGAAAUCGAGGCCAACCUCGUCGUGUGCCCCCACGAGCUCAUCCUCCUCGUCCUAUCGAAGCUCCAUCACCCGUGGUGCAGCGGCUGGCCGAGUUUCUGCAAGACCUUCCGUGCCGAUGCCGACCCCGGCGCGGUGACCGGCGGCCGGAGCCCGAGCUGGUCGGAGGUGGCGGGCAUCGGCGACCGCGCCGUGUUCGUGGACAACCUCCGCGCCUUCUGCGUCGAGGCCAAUGACCACAACGGGCUGAGGAGGAACUGCGUGUACGAAGCGAGCUCGUACCAUGCCAUCGACGACGACUUCGACUACAGUUUCGAUCGAUACGGGCGGAUGUACUCCGUCGCCGUACUCGACUUCGCCAACCACACGACGGAAAGCCUCACUUUUGGAAGCCUGGUGAAGCUCUGGAGCCCUGGAGACGGACAAUGCUCUUCGUGGUUGAUGCCUAGCUACCGCAAUCUGCACUGA